GUGUCGAGGCACGCUAUUGGCGGACGCCGCGGCCCCUUUCAGCCAAUCAGCGCCGCGCUUCUAGCCCGAGCCACAAGUCAACUUGCUAUAUACCAUCUCCUCCACGUCAAAGCGGCACGUCAAACAGAGAGUGGGCCAAUUGGGAAUUUCGACAGUGGGGGAGACAGCAACUCGUCGCUUAAAAAAAACUCUCGCCGCCAUUAUACCACCGAAGAAGGGGAUCCCGCCCAAGAGCCAUGGAGACAUCGUCGGUGUACAUGUGCUUCCCCUGCUACAAGGAGUUCAACACUUUGGAGGAAGUGCUCAAGCACCAGUUGACAUGCACGGCAGAGGAAGACCAGACAGACUCCUCUGGAACCACCCCUGUUAUUGUUCCGGUGCUCCAAACGCAGGCACAGCUGGCAGAGGAGUUCCCACAGAUCCAAGUCCAAGUCCAAGUGGAGCCUCAGCCUGAAGAGCCUGUUAGUCAAUCGGUCCAGGGGCUGGUGGUCACCGUGCAACCUGAAGUCAACGAAGAGCAUGUGGAAGAGCAGCCCAGAAUCCUCUACCAGUGUGGGGACUGCGAGGAGCUCUUUAAGAGCCUGGAUCUGUGGCAGAGUCACCGUAAAGAAGGUGCCUGUCAAAAGGUCGCUGAAGGCCAGUCGUCUCCUGAGCCACAGUCUGAGCUCUCACCGAGUGACGUCAGCAACCACAAACCUGAAGAAGCAGAGGGAGUCGGAAUAGAAGAGGAACAGCAGCAGGAAGUUGAAGAGAGUCCUUCCACUCAGAAUUCUGACCCAAUAGCAACUGAGGUGACACAGGAAGAGUCUCCCAGGAGGAGAGGGACCGUAAAAAAGCCCAAGCCUGAUCCCGUGCUCCUGUGUGUGGACUGUGGCUCCUGCUUCGGCCUUGUGUCCGAACUUGUGGCCCACCGAAAGACACAUGGCUUCGAGGAGGCCCUUCACCACUGCACAGUGUGCGGGGAGAGCUUUCUCAAUACCACCCUCUUCCUCUACCACCGCAAGCAACACCGGCAGAAAGGCGAAGGUAGCGUGACUGUGGCGAUGACCAGAUUGGAACAUCCCUACGAGCCAAGCAGCGUGACAGACGAACAGGACCAAAGUGGCGCUCUUUCCGCCCUGUCCGCACAGCAAACUGAGUUGUUCUUGUGCACCGAGUGCGGGGCGAACUUCAAAGGCUCGACUGAGUUGGCCACUCAUCGCAAGGCGAAGCACAAUCUGCUCAAGCCGCUCCACAGUUGUACUUACUGUGAGCAGACCUUCAUGAACACCACCCAAUACCUGUACCAUCGCAGGCAACACCGCGUCAUGGAGUGUGGGCCCAUAGAUGAUGUGGACAUGAGUGAGGAAGUAGCCACCUCUCAGGAUGCGCCGCAGAGCUCAAAGCAGCCACUCCCCGUGCCCGCCGCCGCUAACCAGUCGGAUGCACCACCGCCUGCUAAGAGAAGCAGGCCGAUUUUCCGGAUCGUGAGCAAAGGAAACAAGGACUCAGGCUUAAAGGAGGAGACAGAGAGUCUCACAGUAGCAGCCCCAGACACCGCAAACCUCCCUCCACCAGCAAAGUUGUUGCAGGACUGGUCCCGCACAGCUCUACCCCACGUGUGCCCGUACUGUGGCAAGACCUUUACCCGACGUGUCUUCCUGCGCACACACGUCUACAGUCACACGGGAGAAAAGCUCUUCACUUGCAAGGUGUGUUCAAAGUCUUUGAGCAACUCGCAGAGCCUGCUGCGGCACACCAUGAACCACUUUGGAAACAAGCCCUUCUGCUGCGACGUGUGCGGCAAAAACUUCGCUCAGGCGGCAACCCUGAAGAGGCACCAACUCAUUCACACGUCGGAGCAGCCUCGCCGCAAGCGCGGACGCAAACCGGUGUGUGACAUGGACACUGACGGAGGAGAUGCUCCCUUCUCCUGCCCCCUUUGCCCUUCACACUUCAACACAGAGGAUCAGCUCAACCAUCACAAACUUCUCCACACCAACCAUCCGUUCCCCUGCCCAGAUUGCGGAGAGGCGUUCAGCCGCAGGAAGGACCUCGACCUGCACUCGCUAACUCAUCAAGACAAGGAGCCGGUCAACUGCCCUCACUGCUUGUCUGCGUUUAUGAACCAGGCUGUGCUGGACAUCCACCUACAGCGCUGCCCCACCUCUGAGGAGGAGAGGCUCACCGGCCGUGGGAGGGGCCAGGGCCGAGGCCGCUCAACUGGACAGAUGGAAUGCGACCUGUGUGGCCACCGUUGCAUGACCCAGGAGAGCCUGGACCUCCACCGCCUGUCCCACACGGGCCAGACGCCGCUUAAAUGUCCGGUGAGGCCUUGCCGCCGCCGCUUCAUCUCCAACAAGGCUCUGGAGGAGCACGUGGUGGCCCACUUCCAAGGCAAGCUGGGGAAGUCCAAAAACCAGGUCCGCUUUGAGUGUCAGAUUUGCCACAAGGGGUUCGCCUACAACUCCACCUUCCAAGUUCACAUGAGAACCCACACCAACGAGAGGCCCUUCGAGUGCGCCACCUGUGGCAAAAGCUUCCGCCAGCUGCCUCACCUGCAGGACCACGAGCGCAUCCACAGCGGCGUGCGGCCUUUCUGCUGCUGGAUCUGCGGCAAGAGCUUCAGCGUGGCGGCCCGCCUCACCGAACACGCCCGCACCCACAGCGGCGAGAAGCCUUACGCUUGCCCACAUUGCCCCGCCGCCUUCCGCUCCCGCUCCAACCUGGACAAGCACAUCCGCCAACACGGCGACAUCCCGGCGGAGGCCGCCGAUCAGCAGGCUAACGCCGCUGAGCAGGCGCAGGUUCAGAAGGUUUUGGAAGGCGCCAAAGUGCUGUCCUCCAUCGCCUCCACCGAGGUGGAGGUGGACAGCGGUGGCGUGCAGACCAUUUACGUACUGCAGGCUAGCGAGGUGAGUGGCGAGACCAUCAUGAUUCCGGCCGAGGAACUCCGCAACAUUGAGGGAGGGUCACAGAUGGUCAUCUUGCCCCCGUCAAUGCUGGGGGCGCAUGGCCUCAACCUGCCCACCAUCACCAUGGACGGUGGCGAGAUCACCAUGGUGGAGACAACGCAGUCCCCGCAGCACUCCAUUGAGUUUAUCGUUGAAGAGACCAUAUGAACCUUUGUAUUUAAAAACUCAAAUGUCUUUAGAUGACAUCAGAAUCUAAUUUUGCAGUCGUGCUUUCACGGGGGAAGACCCCCUGUUUUCCUUCCAAUGAAAUCCCUCAGCAGAAUCUCUUAAAGCCGCUCAUCCUCCGGAGAAGCCUUUCCUGCUGUCGCUGUCUCUUCUGGCUAACCACUGUGGAGAGAAAUAGCAGCCAGCUCAGCGGCAGCACAAGUCCGACAGCACGCUUCAUCAUCCCCUUUACUGUCACGAGCUAACCGAGCAGUGUGUCAAGUAGUGUGUGCCGCAUAGACCACGGUCAUUUGACGGACAUUGUAAUUGAUUGUUUUUGUCCUGUAAUUAAAUAAAUUCUAUUAUUAUAAAACCA
Messenger RNA from Nerophis ophidion (straightnose pipefish), 3474 nucleotides. It is a transcript of the gene znf574, whose product is annotated as zinc finger protein 574. The record is from RefSeq and is a predicted model, not a curated record. NCBI's taxonomy places the organism in Eukaryota, Metazoa, Chordata, Actinopteri, Syngnathiformes, Syngnathidae. The transcript is spliced from 11 exons. Gene Ontology annotation, cellular component: nucleus. Gene Ontology annotation, molecular function: RNA polymerase II transcription regulatory region sequence-specific DNA binding; DNA-binding transcription factor activity, RNA polymerase II-specific. Gene Ontology annotation, biological process: regulation of transcription by RNA polymerase II. Bases 237 to 3101 code for a protein of 954 amino acids.